Gadus chalcogrammus (walleye pollock) is the source of this 931-nucleotide messenger RNA. RefSeq names its product zinc finger protein 239-like. The record is from RefSeq and is a predicted model, not a curated record. The coding region runs from base 37 to 831 and encodes 264 amino acids. Lineage: Eukaryota; Metazoa; Chordata; Actinopteri; Gadiformes; Gadidae. Gene Ontology annotation, cellular component: nucleus. The transcript has a single exon. Gene Ontology annotation, biological process: regulation of transcription by RNA polymerase II. Gene Ontology annotation, molecular function: DNA-binding transcription activator activity, RNA polymerase II-specific; RNA polymerase II cis-regulatory region sequence-specific DNA binding.
CCAGCCAUCAGCAGCACUCUCAAAAAUAAAAUAAAUAUGACUCUCUUUCUCCUAGGAGGGAAAUCCCAGCUGACACCAGCACAGGCUUUCCCCUGUCCCGAGUGUCCGUACUCCUACAAGUCUCAGAUCUUCCUCCACAAACAAAUGAAGAGGAGCCAUGUCGACCUGUACGGCCGACUGCUGAGGACUGGAGAAAUCAAGGUGGAGCCUAGUCUCCUCCCAUACGUCGCAGCCUCCUAUCAAGAACCGAUCGGAGCCUCCCCGGGAACCGUCCAAAGCACGAGCGAGAUUCCAGCAGAAGGAGCCGGACGCCACAGAUGUGAGAAGUGCAGUAAAACCUUUAGUCGCCCUCGUAGUCUGAAGAGACACCAGCGCAUCCACAUGGGAGAGAAACCAUACCACUGUAAACAGUGUGGGAAAACAUUUAGACAAUCUAGUGAUCUGACGGUACACCAGCGCAUCCACACAGGAGAGAAACCAUACCACUGUAAACAGUGUGGGAAAACAUUUAGUCAGUCUGGUGAUCUGAAGAAACACCAGCGCAUCCACACAGGAGAGAAACCAUACCACUGUAAACAGUGUGGGAAAACAUUUAGUCAAUCUGGUCAUCUGGAGAGACACCAGCGCAUCCAUACAGGAGAGAAACCAUACCACUGUAAACAGUGUGGGAAAACAUUUAGUCACUCUGGUGAUCUGAAGAAUCACCAGCGCAUCCACACGGGAGAGAAACCAUACCACUGUCAGAAGUGUGGGAAAACAUUUAGUCGAUCUGGUCAUCUCAAGAGACACCAACAACUUCACAGAGGAGUCUCCACCCAAACAACCAUGUGAAGAAACUAAAUGGUUCCCAGACAUCUGUUAUUCAAAUUGAAUCAAACAUGGUUCUUGCUGUUAUAUGUUAAAAGGGCACAUGAACGGUUAAUUGUUUAUC